Messenger RNA from Pseudo-nitzschia multistriata, 1540 nucleotides. The record is from the annotation of a GenBank genome assembly. Lineage: Eukaryota; Bacillariophyta; Bacillariophyceae; Bacillariales; Bacillariaceae.
UCAUUCAUCCAAAAAACCGAAAAACCGAAAAAUUCACGCAAGACCGCCAAAACCUCGCUCGUUACGCCAUGAAAAGACCAAGAAGCCGCGUUUUUGACAGAUGGACGACCAAACCAACCGCGUGUUGCAAAAUAUGAUCGCGUACCAUACAGUAUCACCACCAUGAGGCAAUAUGAAACCACGAGGAUACGGCGGAGACAAGCAACUUGUCGCACCACAGCAGCCCAUGGAAUGCUUUGCCUUUUAGCCUUUGCAUUUUUUGAGGCCAAUGGUCGGUGGGUGACGACAGUCACACCAUGGGUACAAUCUGUGGGAGCUUUUGCCCCCGUGGUAAUUCAACCAAGAAUUCCAACUUCUUCUUUUCCGUCUCGUGAUCAAAACUGCCACAACAGUAGAGCAGUGCUUCCAUGCAAAGGAAUGCCCUUCCCCGGGCAAGCAGGCUCGUUGACAAAAACUGUUCACGCGUCGAGUCUCUCGGCUAUGCCAAUGGAACUGGCCUACACGCUUUCGGGAGCCUACGGGACGGCGCUCCUUGAGCACCCCCUUCCAACCAAAUCACUGACGGCCGGCAUUUUGUGUGGGAUUGGUGACGUCCUCGCCCAAAGCCGAGGAACCAACGAAGACAGCACCAGUAACUACAAUCUCCAGCGGACGCUGCGGUUUGCCUCCAAGGGUUGCCUCGGGGGAAUCCUGUGGACCUUUUGGUACGAUCAAAUCGACAGCUUUCUCCGGUUCCAAGAGGAUAUCGACCAGAUUGGAGGUGACGGUAGCUACAACCACAACAAAAUAUCGCUGUACGUUCUAACGGGGAGCAUCUUUUCGGUCCAGGCUAAUGCCUCCUUUCUAGCCUUUUGCAAGGCCCACACGGCCGCGGUGACGACUCUGAUGUCCAUCCUGAUGGAACAAUUCCUGUGGUGUCCACUCGUUUACGGAACGUUUGAAAUUCCAAUCUCGACCCUGAUGAACGGUGGAUCCGUGGGCAGCAUCCGGGGGGAAGUAACAAGCAAGCUCAACGGCCUGCUCGUGUCGAAUGCCAAGGUCUGGACCCUGGCCAACCUCUUGAUUUACAACGCGCCGUUGGAGUGGAGACUCUUCAUCGGAAACGUCAUUGAUAUUUUCUGGCAGAGCAUUGUCGCGGAUGUUUCGGCCGACUGUGGAGGACUGGGGCAAGAAGAAUGUGGGUUGGAUGGAACCGAAACGACUUUCAUCUCGGCAGGGGAAGAGAAGGAAAUUGAAGCGGCGAUGAUGGCAUCAUCGACAGCACCAGUCAAUGAUAGGUUGCUCCAAACAAUCGAGUAGAGCAAGGUUCAUCUUUCUGGGUUUUGGAAAAGAGUCGGACGUCAUGCUUAAUGCUAAUACUUCUUUCAUCUGCGAAAAUCAAAAUUAUAAGAGAGGAAUUUGAUUGACUAUUUGGGAAUAUUCGGCUGUAAUAUAGCUUCGAUAGAUUACAACGCGACCGCAGCAGCAAGGGACUAUAUGUUAUGGUAGAUUCCAAUCCAGUCCUCUCUGGCUGCAUCUUGAAUAUAACAAUACUAAUGAU